Rotaria sp. Silwood2 is the source of this 1731-nucleotide messenger RNA. The record is from the annotation of a GenBank genome assembly. NCBI's taxonomy places the organism in Eukaryota, Metazoa, Rotifera, Eurotatoria, Philodinida, Philodinidae.
AUGAAUGACCUGGAUACAAAUGAAACAUCUUUGUUAAUUCCUAGAUCCGGUGUUCCUUAUGAUGAGCCUGAUACUCGACUAUUACAUCAACGACUAUUAGCAAUAUAUUCUAUUCUUGCCAGCACUGCUUUGGAACGUCUUGCAUUCUAUUCAUUAGUGAUUAAUCUUAUCUUUACUUUACAAUUGAGUGAACUUGAUUGGAAUUCUGCAAAUAGUGUAACUGCUUCAUUCAUUUUUUUUGGUACAAGCUAUAUAUCAACACUUGUAUUUGCUGUUUUAAGUGAUGCUAAAUUAGGUAGAGCUAGAACAAUAAUUAUUGGAUUCUUUGUAUAUAUAAUUGGUUAUACAAUCGUUUCCUUAAUUUCAAAUACAACGACACAUGCAUUUUUCUGUCGUAGUUCAUCUAAGAAUAAUGAAACAAAUAUAGAUUCAAUAAUAGACGAACAUUGUGCUGGUCCAGUUAUAGGUACACUCAUUUUUACUGCUAUUGGUGUUGGUGCUACACAAGCUAAUAUGGCUGUAUUUGGAGCCGAACAAGUUCAAGAAUCAAAUAAACCAUCACGAUAUUUUGAUAAAUAUAUUAUAGCAAUAAAUAUAGGUGGUAUCUUUGCAACUUUACUCGUUCCAUACAUUCAAGUUACUCAAAGUGAUCCAAAUCGAUUUUUUCAUGGAUAUCUUGUUUCAGGUUCAUUACUUGUUGGUGCUUUUUUAUUAUUUAUUUUGGGUUAUCGAUUUUAUAUUCAUAUUGAACCACACGAUACAAUAAUUACAAAAUGUAUUCCUGUUAUCAUAAAUGCAUUUCAAACAUGGCGAAAAUAUAAAGUUGCUCAAAGUGAAACAACUAAUAUUCUCAAAAAAUCUUCUUCAACGAAUCUCUUAGAAGAGUCUAUUACUAAUCAUGAAGAUCAAUUGAUAACAGUCAAAGAAUAUUCAUAUUCAUUUCUUGACUUUGCUAGAGCCUCUAACAAUGGUAAAUUCAUUGAUCGAGUUGUUGAUGAUGUCAGAUCACUUCGACGUGUUAUCGUUGUAUUUCUUCUACUAAUGCCAUAUUGGCUUGUUUACUAUCAAAUUCAAACAACAUUUUUUCUACAAGGUGAACAUAUGUAUAUACCAUAUAUUUCAAAUGUAACACAAACAAAGAUGCCAGUUAUAUGGAUGUCAGUUGGUGAUCAAGUGUCGAUCAUUAUUGGUAUUUUAAUUCUCAAUCUAUUUGUCUAUAAACAUUUGGUAAAUUACAAUCAAUCAAGUUUGAUACAAAUAAAAUUUGUCAUCGGUAUGAUUUUAGCAUCGAUAACUAUGUUUAUUGCUGGUACAAUUGAAAAAUUUCGACAGCAUGAAUGUCAUCCUGGCAAGAAUAAUUCUGAUUUAUCUAUAUUUACACAAUUACCACAAUAUAUAUGCAUGGGUGUAUCUGAAGUGUUUGGUAUGGUAGCUAGUUUUGAAUUUGCCUAUAUGGCUGCUCCACGUUCAGCUCAAUCACUUAUCAUGAGUUUACGGUUUUGUUCAUUAGGAUUAUCUUCAUUUAUUGGUGAUGCAUAUGUUAAAGUAAUGACAAUAACUAUUAAAAACUUAGACUUUGAUUGUCAAAAUAGUAAAGAAAUUUUGUAUAUUUAUUUCUAUGUUCUUGGUGGUAUUCAAUUAUUGACUAUCUUUGUUUUUGUUUUAUGUCAUCGAAAAUUUGGCAUACUUCAGUUAAAUCCAUAUCAAAUUAAUAAAAAACAAUUCAUAUGA